UUCAAAGCAGCCUCUCAUCGUCCUACGUGUUCCUCUUUCUCUACAUAUAGAAAAAGAGAACUGCAACAGCAAAAAAAAAAAAAAACAGAGUCUAUUAGCGGUCGCGGGCGCGUGCAGCACACUCAAAGCCAAAAUACGCAGUCACGUGGAAACCGUUACCUCCCCGAGCCCGCAGCGCAGCAGGGAUCAUCGUCCGUACUCGCAUCGUCUGAGACUGGCCAAAGUGAGCAACGGCGCCGGCGGCCUGCAACUGAGCAUCGAGCUUAGCCGUCUGAUCGACGACUGCGGCGGCUCGAUUGGCGAGCGAGACAAAAAAGGCAAGAUCCCGUCCGCACGUGGCAGCCUCGUGAGCAGCGGCGGCGGCGAAGGAGGAGGAGCAGCAGCAGCAGCGGCAGCGGCAGCGGCAUCGGCGGCAUCGGCGAAAGCAGAGGCGUCCUCCCAGACCACGCGCACUGUGGUCCGGGGCCCGAUUAUCAUCGACGCGCGUACCUUGAACGCACACCCGACGCUACUGUCGACGAGCCACCACCACUCGACGACCGCUGAUCAUCAUCAUCUGCAUUAUCACUACCAGCAACACCACCACUCGGCAGUCGCGCCGAGUCAGCAGCAGCAACAGCAGCAACACAGUUGGUGCAGCGGCUGCAAGCUCGCCACCGAUCAACAGCAACAGCAGACCGCGGGACAGGUAGCCGGUGUCGUCGCUCAGCCACCGCCCGUAGUCAGCUGUCUUCUGGGAGUCUAUCCCGGUGCGCCCACUGCUCCCACUGCCGGCUGCGGCGCUCAGGCUGGGCCCCUAGUGCCGCGAGUACCGCCGCCGCCAGCGCCUCCUCAACCGCCUCUACUGACGGCCGUCGGUCCGUACAAGCAGCAGCAGCAGCAGCCCCAACCCCAGUCGAUCGUCGGUCCGGUCAGCGCCGGCCUGGUACAGACCGCCGCGGCUGCCAACGUCGUCACCCCCAGUGGCUGUCGUACCUGUUGCUGUCAUCAUCAGCAGGUGACUCCGCAUCAGCAGCAACAGCAGCAACAGCCGACACAACCGCAGCAGCAGCAGCAGCAGCAUCAUCAUCAUCACCAUCAUCAGCCCGCGACAGCUGUACAGCUCACCAGCCAACGGGGCGGUAUAUCGUUAAGGGUUGCGAGGGUGGCGUCCACCACCUCCGUCCGAGCCGCCCCCUACGCUCACUCCCAGCACCAGGUUUUGGGAACGGAGUGCAGGUGUAGGGAGGACACGGGCGCAGUGGGUGGAGGUGGUGCGGCACAUAUCCUCGGCGGCCCGAUGCUGUUUGUCCCGUUCACGGUGCCCUCGUUCCCUGCGACGCAUCAACAGCAGCAGCAACAGCAGCAGCAGCAGCAAAGCCACCCGGCGGUGGUGGCCACUGCGCCGCCGCCCCUCGCGCACGGCCCAGUCCAGUCGCACCACCACACGGCGGUAGCUGUGCAGUCGGUAGUGCCGGCCGGCCCAGCCGGCCAGAAUCAAAUCGUGCAGGCCCAGCAGCAGCAACAGCAGCAGGGCCAGCCCCAGCCGGGGGUUGUCGCCCCGGGGGCCCAGCUCAAUCAUCUGAGCCAUCAGGCUCUGGUGCAACAGCAGCAACAGCAGCAGCAGCAGCAGCAGACACCGACGAGCCAGCAGCAGCCGAUCAUCCACAGCACCAGCUGUUCGCCCCAGCAACAGGCCACCACACCAAACAAGGAGAUGAAAGUCAAUUGGACCACGCCGCCGGGAAACUUGCCGAAACUAGACACAAGCAAACACUACCACAUAUUUGUCGGAGAUCUGAGCCCGGAGAUCGAGACGCAAACCCUGAGGGAAGCCUUCGCCCCUUUCGGAGAAAUCUCGGACUGCAGGGUCGUGAGAGAUCCACAGACGAUGAAAUCCAAAGGCUACGGCUUCGUGUCUUUCGUGAAAAAAACAGAAGCCGAAAGUGCAAUAGGUGCUAUGAACGGACAGUGGCUGGGAAGCAGGAAUAUUCGAACAAAUUGGGCGACUCGUAAACCACCCGCUCCAAAGUCCGAAGCCAACGCGAAGCCGCUGACGUUCGACGAGGUUUACAAUCAGAGCAGCCCGACCAAUUGCACAGUCUACUGCGGCGGACUGACCAACGGUCUCACGGAGGAGCUCAUGCAGAAGACCUUCUCGCACUUUGGCUCGAUCCAGGAAAUUCGAGUUUUCAAAGACAAGGGCUACGCUUUCAUCAGGUUUUCAACGAAAGAGUCGGCGACGCACGCCAUCGUGGCCUUACACAACUCGGAAAUAAACGGCCAAACGGUGAAGUGCAGCUGGGGCAAGGAGAGCGGGGAUCCCAACAACGCGCAACAGACUGGACAGGCGCUGUCGUCGGCAACGUAUCCGUAUUACGCGGCGGCGGCGGCCGCUGCCGCGGCUGCAGCCGGUGUCGCGGGCGUCGGCGGCGUCGGCGGCGUGGGCAGCGCCGGCCAGCUCGGCUACUGGUACCCGCCCCAGUCCUAUCCGACCACGGCCACCCAGAUGCAGGCCGGCGGCUUUUUACAGGGCAUGCAGGGCGCCUACACCACGUACGGACAGUUCGCCGGCUAUCAGCCCUCGCAGUACAUGGGAAUGGGCAUGGGAGUCCACGCAGCAGGUACGGCGGCCGGAUGGGGCCAGGGUCUGCCAGCCGGGCCCCAGUUGCCGCCCCAUCACGCGACCGCGGUCACGGCGCCGCCCGGCGUGCAGGCCGCGGGUCCGCCGCCACCUCCGCCCGCACAAAUGAUGGCCUAUCCGAUGCAGCAGUUCCAGUGUGUUCUUGGUUGCGGUCCAGCUAGCGGAUGAGGACUGGCUGACGCCUAGCCUCCUAGUGUGAUGGUAAGCAAGCGCGAAGUCAAGCCCUCCUCCUACUCGUCGCCGCCGACAGCAGGACCGAUCGCUGGCCCCCUCAUGCCGCCACGACCCGACUCAACCGCUGCGAUAACGUUAGGUCAGACAGCCACUACUACUAGUACUACUACUACAACUACCACAACUACUACUACUACCACUACUACUACUACUACUACAACUACUAUCACAACUAUAACAACAACAACUACCGAUACUGCUACGAUGAUGACGCUGACGAGCCUCUUGAUGAUGAUCACGAUGCUGAUGGCGAUCACGACGAAGAUGCAGCGAUUGCAGAUCAAUCAGCCACGCAAAAGACAACCGAUCGACGCCGUUGAAUCAAAGACUUAUUAUUAUGAGAAUACACCCAUGAACACAGUGCCACUACCCGCUUAAAACAAAAAGCAACAAAAAAAUAAUGAAAGAAAGAAAAAUCAUUUAACGACAAGCAAAGAAAAAAUUAUAUUUAAACGCAUAUAUACAAAAAAUAUAUAUUUAGAAAACGAAACCGUAUAUGCGAAUAUUAUAACACGUCGGUGUCUGUUUGUGUGAGCGUGAGUAAAAAAAACCUGCGUAUUAUUGAACAAAAAAAAUGAAACAAAAAUACAAAAAAAAAAAAAAAAAAAAAUCAUCGGUAGUAUGUGGACAGAUAUGCAGUACGAUUAAAGUCGUACGCCAAGUAGUAGCGCGUCUCGAUGAUCGGACGAUAUAUAUUACUAUAUUUAUAUUAACGAAUAUAUUAUUAUAAUAUAUAUAAAAUGCUGAGACGGAUGUGGUAGCAUAAAAUUUAAACGUGAGAAAAAAAACCAAAAAAAAAAAAGAAAUAAAAUAAACAUUUAAUGUAGAAGGAUCGUGUGAGCGGUCGCACACGCGCGACGACGACGGCCGACGAGAUGCGAAAAUAUAUGUAUAUUAUUAUAGAGGACGGUUACGAGUUCGACGGUUUUAUUCAGUGUUCGCGACGAAAUAGAGAAAAAAAAUUACGAGUGACGACAAAAGUUUUACUUCCAAGAGUUCAAGAAAAGCGGAUAUUGUUACGAUAUCUCUGAUGAAUGACGCGCAACGAAUGGAAAAGAAAAAAAAAUUGAUAGCAAAAUAUUAACAAAAAAAAAGUAAAAAGCCGCAAUUCGUUAUUUUUGUAGAUUUAUCAUCGAAAAAAAUGAAACAGAGAAAAUCUGAUUUUUAAAGAAGAAAAAAACUAAGUACGAUUUGACACGCUGAUAAUGCUCUCAUUAAGUUCUAUUGCGUAAAUGUUAAUAUAAUCAUACCGACCACUCGAUGACAUAUAUAUGAUGACAAAAAAAAACAUCAGAUGAUAAAUUUAGCGUAACCGAAGGUGCAUUUUUGAGUGAAAAAAAGUGUAGUAGUAACGCAAUCGAAUAUAUAGGAAAAAAAUCAUAAUCUGUAACGUGAAAUAUGUGAGAGACGCGAGAAGUUUAGUUAAAAGUAAAAAAAAGCGAUAGUUAAAUAUAUUUACUGUCUAGCAGCAAGUAGAUAGUUAGAUAGGUAUAUAUUAUAUUAAUAUACGACAGAACGUGGCAGUUCUCUUGAUCCCGUAAAAAAAGGGGCCGAGCCAAAAUUCGACGGUUGACAACGAAAUCGGCCACGCGGCAUGAAAAGCAACAACAUAAACUAAUGAAAAAAGAACAUGGAAAAAGAUCUCGGUGAAAGGAAGAAAUUAUCAUUUUUUGUGAAUCUGCGGUAUAAAGUCUAGAGCUACUCUCGAAGCAAUACUUGGUCAAAAAGAAAAAAAAAUUUUAUAGCAAAAAAAAAUGGGAACAAGUGCGAGUUAUCUGACUUUCGAUGAAAAUAUUUUUGGCACUGCGACGUAAAGUUUAUGAGAAAAAAAACGCUAAUAAUGAUUUAAAAAAUUACGACGACGUGAUAUCUAUCAAAGUAGCUACGAUACUGUAAUGUACCAUGAUUUCUAUCCUCACGGAGAUAUGUUUUUUCAAUGAACUUGAUGAUACUUUUUUACGGAAAGAAAACAUCAGCUAUUAUUUUUAUACAAUAUCAUUUGUACGUAAAAAGUUUUUUACGUAGUUUACUUACUUCAUAUCACAGAAUUUUUUAUUCCGAAAAACUUGAUUUGAAAUCGUUAAUGGCGUUAAAGUAAAACUUCAUUGAAAGAGCAAAAUGUUUUUAGUCUAUCUAAGAUAAAUACAUUCAAAAUGUCAUUAAGAGUUUUUAAUCGGAUAAAAAAAUAGAUUUUUUACCAUUAGAAAAAUUAUUAUCGAUAUAAAAAAAAAACGAAACAGCUGUUGUGGGUAGCGCCGAGGACGACGUCUGCACUUCGAAUUUCGACUCGACUGAAUGUUUCAUCCAUGCGUACACGAGUACACAUGAUGCUAAACACUUACUUAGAGUAGAUCAACAAGGUAUAUAUAAAAAAAAAAGUUAACGUACAUAAGAAAAAAAAAUCGAAAGUGGUGCAUGAACCUCGAGAAGUGAGAAUAAAAAGUAAUUAUUAAAAAAACAAUGCAUAGGUAGACACGUAAUUGCACACCCAGCACAAACAAUAGAAAUUUGAUAAAACUUGAAGCAAAAAAAAAAA
This is a messenger RNA of Trichogramma pretiosum, 5393 nucleotides long. RefSeq names its product nucleolysin TIAR. The transcript has 11 exons. The record is from RefSeq and is a predicted model, not a curated record. The coding region runs from base 1280 to 2791 and encodes 503 amino acids. Gene Ontology annotation, molecular function: mRNA binding. NCBI's taxonomy places the organism in Eukaryota, Metazoa, Arthropoda, Insecta, Hymenoptera, Trichogrammatidae.